AUGGGGAGCCUUGAUCAAAGGGAGUUCUUCAACAUCGUCAACGAUGAGCGCAGAGGUAGCUCUGUCACUCAUCGAGUGACCGACCCUCGGACCGAAGAAGACCUGUGGGAGUGUCCGGUCGCAUCUACCCAGGACCUUGAGGAUGCUAUUGAUGCCGCAAACAAAGCAUUUCCGGCGUGGUCCAAGACGACCCUUGCCGAGAGGCAGGCACUACUCGUCAAGAUUGCCGAUCGCAUCAAGGAACACGCUGCCGAACUCACGGAGCUGGCACUCAUGGGGGCCAUCGAGAUCAACAACACGGUGGAACAAACGCUAUACUAUUCCAAGGUUGGUCUUGAGGACGAGGUGCAGUUCGAGGACGAAUCGAUCAAGAUCAUAGCCACACACAUGCCUCUUGGCGUCGUCGGUGCCAUCUGCCCCUGGAAUUUCCCCAUCAUCCUCAGCAAUAUCAAAAUUGCCUCCUCCAUUGUGACCGGAAAUUGCGUCAUCAUCAAGCCCUCGCCUUUCACCCCCUACUCUGUGCUCCGCUCGGUGGAGGUCUGCCUCGGCGUGCUGCCCAAGGGCGUCUUGCAGGUCGUCAAUGGCGGCGCCGACCUCGGCGCCCUCAUGACGCAGCACCCAGGCAUCCACAAGAUCAGCUUCACGGGCACCAUCGCCACGGGCAAGCGCGUGAUGGCCGCGUGCGCCCAGACACUCAAGAAGGUGACGCUGGAACUCGCGGGGAACAACGCCGCCAUCGUCUGCCCGGACGUCGACAUUCCCCACGCCGUGGCGCAGACCGCCGCCGGCAGCUUCUUCAACGCGGGCCAGAUGUGUGUCGCCACGAAGCGCAUCUAUGUCCAUCGUGACAUAUACGAGCCCUUUGUCAAGACAUUCUGCGAAGAGGCGUCCAAUGCCUACGUGAUCAAGGAUGACCCGCAGGAGAUGAGCCUCUUUGGGCCGGUGGCCAACAAGAUGCAAUUCGAUAUCGUCAAAGACAUACUCGAAGAUGCCAAGAAGGCGGGCGGCAAAGUUCUCGCUGGCGGAAAGGUCCGAGACGGCAAGGGCUUCUGGAUCGAGCCGACUGUGGUUGCUGAGCCCCCCGAGGACUCUUUGCUUGUUCAGGAAGAACAGUUUGGUGCGUUUUCUUCUCAUCACAUGUCGGAAAAGAGUAGACAUCAAGACAAGAGUUCGCUAACCAACUUCUCCAAUCUAGGCCCGAUCGUGCCAAUACUGUCUUGGUCCGAGGAAGAUGAUGUGAUUUCCCGGGCCAAUCUGGACAAUUCUGGACUUGGAGCUACCGUGUACUCCCAGGAUCUCUCUCGGGCCGAGCGCAUUGCGAGACGGCUUGAGGCCGGGACUGUUUGGAUCAAUAUGUCUGAGAAGCCCAACCCGGGUGCAUGGUUUAGCGGUCAGAAGAACAGUGGAUUUGGUGGUGAGAUGGGCAAGCAGGGAUUGCUCUCCUAUUCCUACACAAAGAGCAUUCACUACCCCAAGGGGAAAUAA
Messenger RNA from Thyridium curvatum, 1485 nucleotides. RefSeq lists its product as uncharacterized. NCBI's taxonomy places the organism in Eukaryota, Fungi, Ascomycota, Sordariomycetes, Thyridiales, Thyridiaceae. The transcript is spliced from 3 exons. Gene Ontology annotation, molecular function: aldehyde dehydrogenase (NAD+) activity. The record is from RefSeq and is a predicted model, not a curated record. The coding region runs from base 1 to 1485 and encodes 494 amino acids.